AGUGUCGCCAUGACGGUCGUGGUGGAUGGAUGUGGGUGGUGUUAGUGCUCUUGCCCCUUCAUCCAGCGAGGUCACCAGGGCAGUAUCGUUGCUUUGACCUGACCGUGACCCCUGGAGAUUAGUGCUUGGAGUGUGUGUUGCUGGCGACCCCUGCAGCAGCAGCAGCAGCUGGAAGUGGUGGUGGUGAGCACCACCCCACACGCCAAUGCCCCCCGGGGUUGCCGCCACCUCUGCCGCCCGGCCAUGGCAGGAGGAGUGGUGGCCUCCAGCAGGGAGCAGCGCCCCGGCCAGGAGUUGGGAGUGUGAGAGUGGGUGAGGCCCCAUGGAGGGUGAUCAGAGCCCCGGCAGCUCUGCUGUCUCCCAGGACACUUAUUUAUUGAUAGGAGGGGGCCCUCCCCCGCAGCAGGGGCGGCCCCGCAGUGUGCCGCGGGGCUGCCGACCAUGGCGGCUGUGGCACCGUGCCUCGCUGUGCCUGGCGGGGCCACGCAAGGCAUCCUGGCGGCGCCGAGUGGUGGUGCUGGCUGUGCUGGUGGCUGUGCUGCUGCUGCUGCUCUACUCCCUCGGAGAGUCUUCACACCGCACCAUCAUGAGCUUUGUUGUGUGUUCCAGCAUGGUGCGUGGCCGUCCCCCCGAGGCCGCCUUCCGCUGCAACAACCCCGCCAACGCCACCAGCCAGCUGCCCCACCCCCAUGCCCCCCCUCGCCCCACCCAGAGCAGGCUACGAGAGGACCCCAAGGUGCUUCUGUUUACGGAGACCCAGUACUCCAGGACAGGCCAGGCCAUCAUUCAUAUCCUGGUGGCCAAUAGGAUUAAGUACAAGAUGGAGGUGCUUGGGAAGUCACUGCCAGGCCUCACCAACCUGUCCAAGGGGAAAUAUGGAGUGGUGGUGUUUGAGAACUUUGAGCGCUACCUCCAAAUUGACCCCUGGAACCGAGAACUGCUGGACAAAUACCUCAGGGACUAUGGCGUGGGUCUGGUUGGGUUCAUGCCGGCCAGGGAGGAGACGCAGGUUGGAGCAAAACUAAGGGGCUUUCCUCUCUACAUUCACUCCAAUCUUGGCCUUGAGAACGUGAGCCUGAAUAGUGACAACCCAGUGCUGCGGCUGACUAGGGCGGGUGGGACACUGCAGGAGGAGCUGCCGGGCACGGACUGGACUGUCUUCACCCCCGCUGACACCACUUACACACCCCUGGAGUGGGCCGCCCCCAGCCUGCCACACUUCUCAGAGGAACACCUCAUCCUGGCCAUCCUGGACAAAGGAGACUACGAUGGCAUAUCCCGGGUGCUGUUUGGCGGGAACCUUGAUUUCUGGCUGCACCGACUCCUAUUCCUGGAUGCCGUGUCUUACCUGAGUCUGGGUCGCAUCUCCCUCUCCCUAGAGCGAUACAUUCUGGUGGACAUUGAUGACAUUUUUGUAGCCAAGAAGGGUGUGCGCAUGACUCCUGAUGAUGUUAAGGCCCUGCUAGACUCACAGAAUCGCCUGAGAGAGUUGGUACCAGAUUGGCGUUUUAACCUGGGCUUUAGUGGGAAGUAUUACCAGAACGGCUACCCUGAGGAGAAUGCAGGGGACAGGAUGCUGCUGGAGCACGUGGAUGAGUUUUCGUGGUUUGGACACAUGUGGGGCCACACACAGCCUCACACUCUCACUCAGGACAAGCUGGAAUACCAAAUGCAACUCAACAAGCAGUUUGCCCUGGCACACAACAUUCCCACUGACUCAGGUUACAGCAUUGCCCCCCAUCACUCCGGCGUGUAUCCUGUCCACGAGCCGCUCUAUGACGCCUGGAAGAAGGUGUGGAAUGUGCGUGUCACGUCCUCAGAGGAAUACCCGCACCUCAACCCUGCUCGACUCAGACGGGGCUUCAUUCACCGCAAUAUUAUGGUACUUCCGAGACAAACUUGUGGCCUCUUCACUCACACCAUCUUUAUUGACAAGUACCCGGGGGGACGCCAAGCUCUGGACACCAGCAUACAUGGCGGGCAGCUCUUCCUCACCAUCGUGUACAACCCUAUCAGCAUCUUCAUGACACACCUGAGUAACUAUGGCAACGACCGCCUUGCUCUGUACACCUUUGAGUCAGUCAUCAAGUUUAUCAAGUGCUGGACAAACCUCAGCUUGCGUACAGUGCCUCCCCUGCAGCUUGGCGAAAAGUACUUCCACCUCUUCCCAAAUGAGAGGGAUCCAAUAUGGGGGUAUCCAUGUGCAGACCGGCGCCACAUGCAGAUCUGGGCCAAGGAAAAGUCGUGUGAUCAGCUGCCAAAGUUCCUGGUGAUUGGCCCACAGAAGACCGGCACCACAGCACUGUACACCUUCCUAGCCAUGCACCCUGCCAUUGUCGCCAACUACCCCUCAGCGGACACAUUUGAGGAAGUGCAGUUCUUCAAUGGCAAGAACUACUACAAGGGCAUUGAUUGGUACAUGAGUUUCUUCCCAGUGCCGGCCAACUCUUCCAGCAGGUUCCUGUUUGAGAAGAGUGCCACUUACUGAGGGGAGAUGGUGCCGCAGCGUGUGAAGGCCCUGCUGCCACAUUCCAAACUGGUUGUGACAGUGAUUCCUCCCAGCAAGCGCGCCUACUCCUGGUACCACCACAUGCGUGCCCACAACGACCCCACAGCCCUGCAGUAUUCCUUCCACCAGGUGAUAACAGCACAUGACGGCGACCCCCGGCCACUCAGGAGUCUUAGGAACAAGUGUCUGGUGCCGGGGAUGUACGCCAAGCACCUGGAGCGUUGGCUGGACCACUUCCCCGCCUCCCAGCUCAUCCUCAUUGACGGGGAGGAGCUGCGCAGUGACCCAGUCUAUGUCAUGAAUGAGCUGCAGCGUUUCCUUGGCAUCCAGCCUUUCUAUAACUACACUGAGCAUUUGAGGUACGACAAGAGGAAAGGCUUCUUCUGCCAGGUGACUGAGGAGGACAAGACCAAGUGCCUGGGUAGAGGGAAGGGCAGAAUCUAUCCCCCCAUGAAUGAGUCGGAUGCUAAACUAUUGAAGGAAUACUACCAGCCUUACAAUGUUGCCCUGGAGAAACUGCUCACCCGGCUCGACUACCCAGUGCCCCGGUGGCUGGAGGAGGAGCUGCAGUGACCCAGUGACCGCCUUCACCCAAAGCCACCCACAGGUCACUCAAGACUCACCUCAAACUCUCACCUCACAAAUGAACUCCAACAACACAACAUUGAGAGGAAAACUGGAUAUCAG
This is a messenger RNA of Portunus trituberculatus (swimming crab), 3196 nucleotides long. It is a transcript of the gene sfl, whose product is annotated as bifunctional heparan sulfate N-deacetylase/N-sulfotransferase-like. The record is from RefSeq and is a predicted model, not a curated record. Gene Ontology annotation, molecular function: heparan sulfate N-sulfotransferase activity; deacetylase activity. NCBI's taxonomy places the organism in Eukaryota, Metazoa, Arthropoda, Malacostraca, Decapoda, Portunidae. Gene Ontology annotation, cellular component: Golgi apparatus.